CAAGUGUCUGAGACACUAACCGUUUGUCUUUGUGUUCUUCCUUGAAGCUCAAGGCACAGCUGUGCCUUUUGUCUCUAUGAUAAUGUGAAGGUAUCCGUGAUACUGUCAGGCACCUCUGUAUUUAAAUGACACUGUUAUGCUGAUAAGAUCAAGGCUGGGAAGAUGCCAGUGUCUGGUAUCUUCCUGAUUGCAUUUGCAUGCUUUGUUAAAAUGGUCUCCACCUCUACUGUAUGGAUCCCUCCCACUUGAAUGUAUAUAAUCUACAAUGUCUUAAGGACAAUUUAGACCUCUUGAUGACUGCAGCGCCACGCAGAGCGUUCUCAAUAAAGAAUCCUGCUGAAGAUUACCCAAGAGUCUCCUGGUCUUCGUUUCUGAGUUCCCAACAGUUUUUGGUGCCGUGACCCGGAUAGAGCUUCUCACCUGAAUCCAGAUUGAAACUGCAACCUCAACAAAUAUCAGACUUCAUUCCAGACUGAAUUUUUCUUUACAACCAAUGGUUGGUGAGUGUACCUCUAUCCAAAAGAACAUUUAAGACCAGAACAAAUUUGUUAGCCUCUGCGCCGUCAGAGAAGAGUUAACAGACAGCUGUAGGGUUUGGUUAACUAAGUUACCCUCUAAAAAGGAUAUUUUAGAGAUGAAAAUAAUCCUCUGCAGGGAAGAUUAGCAUCACAUGCUAAUAUUGUGCUACCCUCUGUGUCUGACAGGGAAGUUUAGCAUUAAGUGCUAAUAGUUUGUGUUAGAAGUGUCCUUUUGUGUCAGAAAGACAUUACAAAAUGUUGAGAAGAAAUCCUAAGCUGAUUCCAACAACUAAGAAAGGUGGAGUAGCUACUCCUUCAUGGACAGACAUUGAGUUCAAAUCAUUGUUAGGACAGCACAUGGACUCAAUAGUGACAGAGUCAGUCAGACUGGAUUUGGUAAAGAAAUUUGGUAUUGAUCCAGAAAAAGUAUGGUCAAUUGAAGAAUGUAAAAAGGUACUAGGAUCAUGUAUUCGCAAAAACAAUGUGAAAGGCAUUAUCUGCUGCCACAGAGAAUUUGGUUUAGCACUAGCUACGCAACAUUCUCAGCGUAACUCAGAACUAGAGGAACAGAACAAAGAGCUCAGAGCUAGAGUAUCGUCUUUGACUAAGAAACUGAAUCGCAACAAAGCUGCAGCAAAAACUGAUGUGGAAGAAGUUAGUCAGACUGAUAACAAUUAUCCUGAUUUACAAGCUUUCUUUGAAACAGAUGUUGCCAUCCAGUCAGUAACUGAUGUAACUGUAGAUUCAGUAAAGGUAUGUGGAGCGAGGAAAAGAUCUCAGAGGAUUGAAGGAACUGAAAGUGUUCCUGCCAACUCUUCUGUUGUCCAAGUAAAAACUGCUGCCAAAGCAUUAAGACCUAAAGAUAUAGAGAGACUAUCCCAGAGCUUACCCUCUGUACGCACAAAUUUUACUGAAUUCAGAAGAGCAUUGAUCAGCAAAAUGCGUCUCUAUGACAUGUCGUUAGCUGAAGUCACACAGCUGAUGUCACAAAUUCUAACUGAAUCUGAAUUCAACAGUUUUGAGUCUGCUGUUACUUCUGAACUACAACAUGCCAGUAAAGAUGAAUUGAGAGAGGGAGUUCUGAGAGAGUUAAAGAAUAUUGUUGGACCAAAAGUGGAUUGGUCAAAGGUCACUAGUUGUGUACAGAAGGAGGCUGAAACUGUGAGUGAAUACACUGAAAGAUUUUGUCAGUCAGCAGUAACUUACAGUGGAAUAAUUGAUGAUUCUGAAAGUGUGUUAGAGGACAAGGGACCAUUAGUUCGCAUCUGGUCAGAUGGCCUUGUAGCUGAGUACAGAAAAGCUUUGCCAUUCUUAGAUCUAACUUGGUCUAACAAAACUCUCCGAAGUAAUCUAGACAGUUUAGCUACUUGGGAAAGAAACUCUGAUGUCAAAGCCAGAGUAAAGAUUGCAGCAGCAUCUUUUCAGGUCAAAACAGAGAACCGACCGAAACAUAGAAGUCCUAAGAAGGAGGGUAGUUGUCAUUUUUGUGGUAAACCUGGACACUGGAUGAAAGAGUGUAGAAAAAGCAAGAAGACAUUAAGAGAAAUGAACAGCUUUACUCAGCUCCUACUCAGUCUACUUACCACACUGAAUCUGCCCCUCCCCACGUCACCUAACUGUUGGAGCAGCUUGCUCAGGUGUUAACUGUAAGGGCUGUGAGAGCUUAACUUCGCCAGUAAUGUACAACAAAGGUGAAACAUCCUUUGUAAAUAUGUUUACUGUCACUUCCUUUCAUUGAGCGAACGUUAAGUACACUCACAGCCUACCUUCAAAGCUAUACUAAAGCACACUCCAGUCACUCCUAUUCUUUUUGGGUUAUGAUGUCUUGUUAUGACUGAUGUUUCAUUAGAGGAUGGAGAUGUCACCCAGUAAAGUUUGUACAACAACUACAGGGACAGACUAGGACACACACAGACCAGUGAGGAGCCCAGGGAAGAACCGAAGUGCAACAGGCCUCGGGGGCCAACCCUGUGGUGAAGACUUCCUCAUAGGUUUCCCCUAUCCAUAGUUUUAUCCCCACCUCACUGGUCCAUAGGUGUCCAAUUACUUAAAACUAGGUUGAGAAAAACCCUAUACGAUCACCAGACUUUAAACCACUAUACGAUCAACAGAAGUCUAAAAUUGUCUAUGCACGAAUACUGCUGGUCUGCUGUUUCUUUGUUUUCUUGUGUUGCAGGUAUGUGUGCAUGAGAAGUCAUUUCCAUAUGUGACAUCCUGGUGUAAAGCAUCACUUCAGACAUCCAUGAACAAGCUUCAUGAGGACAAAGAGUCAUCUGAGUGAAUCAACAUGCGAAAUGGACUACAGAAAACAGACUUCACAGCUAUUCGGAUGCCAUGGACUUCAAGACUUCCACUCUUAUGCUACAUGAUUUUUUUCUGUGUCAUCAUGUAGUUUGUACAACGUGUUACCAUCCAUGCCAUAUGUGUCAACAGUUAUGGUUCUAAAAAUACACCUAAGUAAAUCUAGUAUAAGACACAGAAUAAGUUAAACGUGCCUGUAACCUUUUCAAGUUACAUGACUGAAGAUGGGGCUUGUGUUAACAAACAUAGGCCAUAGAAUGGACUUAUGAAAGUUUAAAUUUGUAUUAUGUGAGAGUUAUUAGAACUCUCAACGGGAGGACUGUGGGAUUACAAAUUUAGAAAAUGUUAAAUCUAGGUUCCAAUAUAAUAGCAGACUUUUUGGGGUAAUAAAGUUGACACCCAAGAAGCUCAAAUCAGGAGAAUCAAGUGUCUGAGACAUUAACCGUUUGUCUUUGUGUUCUUCCUUGAAGCUCAAGGCACAGCUGUGCCUUUUGUCUCUAUGAUAAUGUGAAGGUAUCCGUGAUACUGUCAGGCACCUCUGUAUUUAAAUGACACUGUUAUGCUGAUAAGAUCAAGGCUGGGAAGAUGCCAGUGUCUGGUAUCUUCCUGAUUGCAUUUGCAUGCUUUGUUAAAAUGGUCUCCACCUCUACUGUAUGGAUCCCUCCCACUUGAAUGUAUAUAAUCUACAAUGUCUUAAGGACAAUUUAGACCUCUUGAUGACUGCAGCGCCACGCAGAGCGUUCUCAAUAAAGAAUCCUGCUGAAGAUUA
This is a messenger RNA of Carassius gibelio (silver crucian carp), 3588 nucleotides long. RefSeq lists its product as uncharacterized. Lineage: Eukaryota; Metazoa; Chordata; Actinopteri; Cypriniformes; Cyprinidae. Gene Ontology annotation, molecular function: nucleic acid binding; zinc ion binding. The coding region runs from base 774 to 2162 and encodes 462 amino acids. The record is from RefSeq and is a predicted model, not a curated record. The transcript is spliced from 2 exons.